UCAACAUCAACGCAUCAACGGUCUCCAUCAGAGAGCAAUGGUGCUAAAGAGCUAAGGUUAACGAACGUUCUUCCCGCCAAUUUUCGAUACAGCGAUAAACGACAAAAUCAAAUCUUCGACAUACAGUAAACAAUGGUACGCACUAAAGCAGGAAGCGUUUCGAACAAAGCCAUCGGAGCCAAAGCACCUCAAAAAGUAGCUAUAACUGCCAUACUGUCCGGCAAUGCGCCGAAGAGUAAACACACUGGUGGAAAUCCUUAUCAUCCGAGAGAAACACCAGGAUGGCAAAAACCAAUUACGUUUUUUAUGAAACAAGACGGCGAGAAUUCCAGAGAUGAAUCCAUAGAAAUAGAAAACCUGCCUGGUCUCCCAGGCAUCAAGGGAGAUCCUGUAACACCAAAAACUUUGGGCACAAAGAAAAAAUCUAAGGAUAAAAAAAGCAAGGGCCGCAGUGAUGUGGAAGAAGAGAAAAAGGUCAAAAAUAAGAAUAAGAAAAAAGAUAGAAGCGAUGAUGAGGAUGUUGAAAAAAAAAGUAAGAAGAAAGUAAAAGAACAAGAAAACCCUAGCGAUAUGGAUGUGGACAACGAAACUGAAUGUGCAAAUGAGUCUGUGGAUCGAAAAGAACUCAAUUGUACAUUAGAAGAGGAAUCAAAAAUUCAGGAUAGUAGCGAAGAGAAAAACUCUCGUGAAGCUGAAAAAACCGAAAAAAAAGAUGAAAUUGUGUAA
Venturia canescens is the source of this 726-nucleotide messenger RNA. Its product is annotated as pre-mRNA-splicing factor CWC22 homolog. Bases 133 to 726 code for a protein of 197 amino acids. Lineage: Eukaryota; Metazoa; Arthropoda; Insecta; Hymenoptera; Ichneumonidae. The record is from RefSeq and is a predicted model, not a curated record. The transcript has 5 exons.